Messenger RNA from Helianthus annuus (common sunflower), 1764 nucleotides. Its product is annotated as delta(8)-fatty-acid desaturase-like. Gene Ontology annotation, cellular component: membrane. The coding region runs from base 226 to 1602 and encodes 458 amino acids. Gene Ontology annotation, molecular function: oxidoreductase activity, acting on paired donors, with oxidation of a pair of donors resulting in the reduction of molecular oxygen to two molecules of water. The record is from RefSeq and is a predicted model, not a curated record. The transcript has 2 exons. Gene Ontology annotation, biological process: lipid metabolic process. Lineage: Eukaryota; Viridiplantae; Streptophyta; Magnoliopsida; Asterales; Asteraceae.
UGGGGCGGUUACAUACAAUAGAGGCAAUUGCAGAGGAGGAGUUAUCCGCUACAUUACGCGCUUGCGCGGACCGUUCGAUGUCCACCGUUGAUCUCUUCUCCCUCACACACUUCUAACUAUUAUAUAUAUAGUAUUCAUUCGCCACUUUAUUAACACCACAUCAACACUCUCCGAUCGAUUCCCCCUCGCCGGACUUUUACAUAUCCUCCGGUGAACUCAUCGUCGAUGGUUUCUCCAUCCAUAGAAGUGUUGAAUUCAAUUGCUGAUGGAAAAAAAUACAUAACAUCAAAAGAGUUAAAGAAGCAUAACAACCCUAAUGACCUUUGGAUCUCAAUUUUGGGCAAAGUUUACAACGUUACAGAAUGGGCUAAAGAGCAUCCGGGUGGCGAUGCCCCGUUGAUUAAUCUCGCGGGCCAGGAUGUAACUGACGCAUUUAUCGCAUUUCAUCCCGGUACUGCGUGGAAGCAUCUAGACAAACUAUUCACCGGGUAUCACUUAAAAGAUUACCAGGUUUCUGACAUUUCUAGAGACUACCGGAAACUCGCUUCAGAGUUUGCAAAAGCGGGUAUGUUUGAGAAGAAAGGUCACGGUGUAAUUUACUCACUUUGUUUCGUGUCGCUACUGCUUUCCGCUUGUGUGUAUGGCGUGUUAUAUUCCGGAAGCUUCUGGAUUCAUAUGCUUUCGGGGGCGAUAUUGGGAUUAGCAUGGAUGCAAAUUGCCUAUUUGGGUCAUGACGCGGGUCAUUACCAAAUGAUGGCGACCCGCGGGUGGAACAAGUUUGCCGGAAUAUUUAUCGGGAAUUGUAUAACCGGAAUAAGCAUCGCGUGGUGGAAAUGGACGCAUAACGCACAUCACAUCGCUUGUAACAGUCUUGAUUAUGAUCCUGAUCUUCAGCAUUUACCGAUGUUAGCCGUUUCUUCCAAGCUUUUUAACUCAAUAACUUCUGUUUUCUAUGGGAGACAGUUGACCUUUGACCCGUUAGCCCGGUUCUUCGUGAGCUACCAGCAUUACUUAUAUUACCCGAUCAUGUGUGUGGCCCGGGUCAACCUCUAUUUACAAACAAUCCUGUUGCUGAUUUCAAAACGAAAGAUUCCCGACAGAGGUUUAAACAUACUCGGAACCCUAAUCUUCUGGACGUGGUUUCCGUUACUUGUUUCUCGCUUACCGAACUGGCCCGAACGCGUGGCGUUUGUGUUGGUUAGCUUCUGUGUAACGGGUAUACAACAUAUUCAGUUUACACUGAACCAUUUUUCUGGGGAUGUUUACGUGGGCCCGCCAAAAGGAGACAAUUGGUUCGAGAAACAAACGCGUGGGACCAUCGAUAUCGCGUGUUCUUCUUGGAUGGAUUGGUUUUUCGGAGGUUUACAGUUUCAACUUGAGCACCAUUUGUUUCCUAGGUUGCCACGGUGUCACUUGAGGUCGAUUUCUCCUAUAUGUAGAGAACUCUGCAAGAAAUAUAACUUACCUUAUGUGAGUUUGUCGUUUUAUGAUGCGAAUGUAACGACCUUGAAGACGCUUAGGACAGCGGCUCUACAGGCACGUGACCUUACGAACCCGGCCCCACAGAAUUUAGCUUGGGAAGCUUUUAACACUCAUGGUUAAGUCUUAACUUUUAAUUCUUUCCUUCUGGUAAUAGGGUUUGAGCAGUAAGAUCUUCGUCUUUUGUUUUUUGAUUUGUAAAUUUGUUUCGGCAUAUUGUUGUAAUAUGUUUCGGCGUAUUGAUUCCUAGAUAUGGUUUUAGAAUCUACAUUUGCUUCGUCUUAA